UUCAUAUAUGCUAUUUUGCACUUUAUAUGGGCACUUUAUUUAUUUAUGCAUAGCCAUUAUAUAUUUUUCUGUCGUUUUAUUAUAUUUACUUAGCGCUGCACCCCCAUGUUUAGUAGUACCUAGUGAGAAACUACUUGAAAUGAGCAUGCAACCAGUGAAGUCUCCCAUCCAGGGGCGGACUGACCAUUUGGAAACUCGGGCACUGCCCAAGGGCCCGGGAUGCCCCUGGAACCUUUUUCAUAGGCUUUUUUGAGUUUGGGCAAGGACACAGGGGCCCCAUGAUCCCCUAUUGCCCGGGGG
Molecule: messenger RNA, 300 nt
Organism: Staurois parvus
Lineage: Eukaryota; Metazoa; Chordata; Amphibia; Anura; Ranidae
Source: the annotation of a GenBank genome assembly